Molecule: messenger RNA, 9538 nt
Organism: Tachysurus vachellii
Lineage: Eukaryota; Metazoa; Chordata; Actinopteri; Siluriformes; Bagridae
Product: teneurin-3
Exons: 30
Coding region: 210-8171 (2653 amino acids)
Biological process (GO): neuron development; signal transduction; heterophilic cell-cell adhesion
Cellular component (GO): neuron projection; membrane
Molecular function (GO): calcium ion binding; cell adhesion molecule binding; protein heterodimerization activity
Source: RefSeq, a predicted model, not a curated record
UGCUCACUCACACUCACACACACUCACACACACUCACUCUCAUCUUCCUCCUCAUCGUUUGUUCCUCCGCGCGGCUCGGAUCAACUUUGGAAGUUUAUUGUCGUUCAGAACCGAGAUGGAGACGUGAGGAGGAGGACGAGUGAAACAAAAGACGAGCAGACGGAGAGACGGAGUGGAGGGAAAGAAGCGAGUCGCAGCAUGAAGGGAUCAUGGAGGUGAAUGAGCGACGGCUGCACUCUUCCCUCAGAGAACGGGUGGAACGAGGAAGAGGAGGAGUGAGAGAAGAGGAGGAAGAGGACGGAGGGAUGGAGAGACACGGGAGGAAGGUGGACAGUUCCAGCAACACACUGAAAGCCUUUGAGAAUCAUCACGUGGUGGAUAUCAGCUCAGGAGAAAUGCUGAACAAACACACUGCAGCUCAGUCGUUGUCACUGCAUCAGUUGGGGAUUUGUGCUGCAGCUCCUCGACGUGGUCUGAGCUUUUGUGCUGAAACCGGACUGGACCAUCGCAUCCAGAACAUGGGGGGAGUCGCCAUCUCCCCGGACUGUGCCAUUCAUCUGUGGGACAGGGGGGUUAAAGCGCACGGACGUGAAUCUCGAUUGUCCAGUCAGUCCAACUCGACUCUGUCUCUCACCGACAUGGAGAACGACGGCAAAGUGGAACACGAUGGCGAGCUGCUGUCAAACCAGCAAGUCCCGCCCCCCACUGCUCCACAUCAGCAUAAGCAACACCUGUCAUUCAACCCAGCACUGACCAAUCAGAAGGCAGAGUUCCAGAGUGCAUCAGAGUGUGUGCAGCUGCAGGAGAACUGGGUUCUGGGAACCAGCAUGGGUCUGCAGAGCAGGCACUUCCUGUUAAAGACUGGCACUGGCUCUGCCUCUCUCUUUACCACGCCCACUCCAGGCUUUACCAUGGCAACAGGGGCGGUGUAUUGCCCACCAGCACGCCCCUUUCUCCGAAACAAGCUGUCCAGGGGCGCGUUCCAAUUUAACAAAUCACCAAAACACUGCUCCUGGAAGUGCACUGCUCUGAGUGCAGUGGGUGUGGCCACGAUGCUGUCAAUCAUGCUCUCCUACUGUAUAGUGAUGCAUGUAUUUGGACUGAACUGGAAGCUGAAGGACGUUCACACACACGCGUUUGAGAACGGUCGUGUUUCUACAUCCACCAGCACAGCAACCUCACUCAACACUCUCAACACACAUGGCCGAGCUGACCUGGGGCAGGACUCGGGGCAGAUGCAGGUGGGUCAGCAGGUGAGGUACUCAUUGGUCCCGGGGCUUUUCUGGAGAUCAAGCAUCGUCUUGGAGCAGUCACAGUUCCUUAAAUUCAACAUCUCCAUCCAGAAGAAUGCUCUGAUAGGAAUAUAUGGGAGGAAAGGACUCCCACCCUCACACACACAGUACGACUUUGUGGAGCUGCUCGACGGCAGCCGUCUGAUUUCCCGUGAUGUGGAGGUCAGGGACGGGAUGGAGAGCCCGGUCAGCAUUCACUGUGCUGGAUUUAUUCAGUAUCUUCAUGUUGGGGUUUGGCAUCUGGCUUUCUAUAACGAUGGACAGAAUCUGGAGCCUGUUUCAUACAACACUACGGUUCUGGAUUCACUAACCGAGUGUCCUCAUAACUGUUAUGGAAACGGAGAGUGUGUAUCCGGCUCCUGUCGCUGUUUCCCAGGAUUCCUCGGGCCGCACUGCUCUCAGGCUGCCUGCCCUGUAUUGUGCAGUGGUAAUGGAGAUUACAGCAGGGGGCGCUGUCACUGCUACAGCGGCUGGAAGGGGACGGAGUGCGACGUCCCCAUGGCUCAGUGUGUGGACGCUCAGUGUUCGGGUCACGGCGUGUGUGUGUCUGGGGUGUGUGUGUGUAACCGUGGAUAUAAAGGAGACAACUGUGACGUGGUGGAAUGUUUGGACCCGUCCUGUUCAGAUCACGGUUCUUGUCUUCAGGGUCGGUGUCACUGUUUUCCUGACUGGACCGGGUCCAGGUGUGAGUCUCAGGUGUCUCUGUGUCCUGAACAUUGCUCCACUGGAGGACAUUUUGAGAACAAGGCGUGUGAGUGUGAGCCCAACUGGACCGGACCGAACUGCUCCACUGAGUUGUGCGCUGCAGACUGCGGGUCGCACGGUGUGUGCGUCGGUGGUGUGUGUCGCUGUACAGACGGCUGGUCAGGGGUUCGGUGUGAACAGGAGGAGUGUAAACUGCACUGUGGGGAACAUGGUGUGUGUCGUGAAGGUCAGUGUGUGUGUCAUCAAGGCUGGACAGGAGAACACUGUAACAUUGCUCACUUCCUGGAUGGUAAGAUCAAAGACAGUUGUCCCGGUCUGUGUAACGGUAACGGACGGUGUGUUCUCGAUCAGAACGGAUGGCAUUGUCUCUGCCAGCCCGGGUGGAGAGGAACAGGAUGUGAUGUCGCCAUGGAAACCGUUUGCUCCGACGGAAAAGACAACGAAGGAGACGGUCUGAUGGACUGCAUGGAUCCGGACUGCUGCGUUCACACGUCCUGUCAGGAACAAACUUUCUGCCGUGGAGCACCUGACCCUAAAACCACGACCCCUCAGCGACCUUUAACCCCCACCAUGACCUUUUAUAUGCGAGUCAGCUUCCUAAUAGCAGAGAGAGGAACACAUCGACUUCCUGUAGAGAGUCCGUUUAACAGCAGUCUGGUGUCUGUAAUUCGAGGUCAGGUGAUCACGGAGGACGGGACGCCGCUGAUCGGGGUGAACGUCUCACUGCUGCACGACACGGAACACGGAUACACCAUCACACGCCAGGACGGCAUGUUUGAUCUGUUGGUUAACGGUGGAUCGUCUCUGACUCUGAGUUUCACUCGUGCUCCGUUUCCCAUAAUGCACCACUCUGUGUGGUUGCCAUGGCGAGUAUUUCAUGUGAUAAACCGAUUGGUGAUGAGGCAGGAAGAAAAGCACACGCCCAUCUGUGAGCUCAGUGGCCUUGAAAGACCCGCCCCACAAAUUGUGACUACACCGCUAUCAACCUUUUACAGCUCCGCCCCUGAGGUCACGCCCAUCAUACCUGAGACACAGGUUCUCCAUGAGCAGACCGCCGUUCCUGGCAGUGAUGUGAACCUGGUGUAUCUCAGUUCUCGGGCGUUCUCCUACAAACCGGUCCUGAAGGUGAUCAUGACCCAGACUCUUCUUCCCUUCGGCCUCGUUAAAGUGCACUUGAUGGUGGCUGUGGAAGGAAGAAUGUUCCAGAAGGAGUUUCCAGCAUCUCCGAGACUCUCUUUCACCUUCAUCUGGGAUAAAACUGACGCUUACGGACAAAAAGUGUACGGCCUGGCCGAGGCUGUGGUGUCUGUGGGCUUCGAGUACGAGUCGUGCCCGGGGCUGGUUCUCUGGGAGAGGAGAACCUCCACACUGCAGGGGUUUGAACCGGACGCCUCUAACAUGGGCGGCUGGACGCUGGAUAAACAUCACAUCCUGGAUCUUCAGAACGGGAUCCUGUAUAAAGGAAAUGGUGAGAACGUGUUCCUGUCCCAGCUGCCCCCGGUCAUCAGCACCAUCAUGGGUAAUGGACGCCGGAGGAGCAUCUCCUGCCCCAGCUGUAAUGCCCCAGCUGGGGGGAACAAGCUGCUUGCACCUGUAGCACUGGCGUGGGGCAAAGAUGGAAGUCUGUAUGUGGGAGACUUCAACUACAUCAGACGCAUCGAUCCAUCAGGAAACGUUACCAGCAUCAUGGAGCUCAGGAAUAAGGAUUUCAGACACAGUAAUAACCCAGCUCACCGUUACUACCUGAGCUCGGACCCUGUGAGGGGGCAGCUGUACGUAUCAGACACAAACUCCAGGCGGAUUUACAGGCCCCGAGUGUUGACCGGCGAAGUGGAUCCUCAGGCAAACGUGGAAGUCGUAGCAGGGAGUGGGGAUCACUGUCUGCCUUUUGAUGAGAAUCAUUGUGGAGAUGGAGGACCUGCUUCUGAGGCUCUCCUCACAGGACCUAAAGGGAUCGCUGUGGACAAAAACGGCCUGAUCUACUUUGUGGAUGGAACAGUGAUUCGCAGAGUGGACCAAAGCGGUGUUAUUACCACCAUCCUGGGGUCAAACGACCUUGCAUCAGCUCGACCUCUCGGCUGUGAUGCCAUUAUGGACAUCCAGCAGGUUUCGUUGGAGUGGCCGACAGAUCUGGCCGUCAGUCCGGUGGAUAAUUCUCUGUUGGUUCUGGACGGCAGUGUGGUUUUGCGUAUUACAGAAGAGGGGCAGGUCAGCGUGGUAGCAGGCCGACCUCUGCACUGUCCGCUGCCUGUCACUGAACCUACAGUAACCGAAACCCAACUUGCCACCCACAGUCAUUUGGAGUCUCCGAGCGCCAUCGCUGUGUCCUUCACAGGAGUGUUACACAUCGCAGAAUCGGACGAGCGGAAGAUGAGUCGCAUUCGCAGCGUGGCACCGAACGGUGAGAUCACUCACUUAGCCGGGUCACCGUCCGACUGCGACUGUAAAACAGACGUUAACUGCGACUGCUACCUCACAGGAGACGGUUUUGCUAAAGACGCUCGUCUCAACGCACCUUCCUCGCUCGUCGUCACUCCGGAUGGAACGUUAUACGUCGCCGAUCUGGGAAACAUCCGAAUCCGAGCGAUCGGGACAAACAAACCUCAGCUGGACGCACACGGACUUUAUGAAGUAGCCUCCACUGCAGAACAGGAAGUGUACAUGUUUGACUCCAAUGGAACGCACCAGCACACUGCUAAUCUUGUGACUGGAGAUUUUAAAUACAACUUCAGCUACAGCAAUGAUGGAGAUCUGACCUCCAUCACCGAUAGCCAUGGAAACACGCUCCGCAUCCGAAGAGAUGCGAAUCGCCAGCCGGUCCGAAUCGUAGCGCCGGAUAAUCAGGUGGUUUGGUUAAACAUCGGCUCCAACGGGGCACUGAAAAGCCUGGGAACGCAGGGGCGGGAUCUGGUGAUGCUCACUUACCAUGGCAACAGUGGUCUCCUAGCAACCAAGAUUACUUCCAAUGGAUGGACCACCUUCUAUGAUUAUGACAGCGAAGGAAAGCUGACUAACGUGACGUUUCCCACUGGAGUGGUGAUCAGUCUGCUCAGUGAUGCCGGCAUCGUCUCCACAGUGGAAAUGAAGAACUCUGAGAGAGAAGAAGAAGCUGGGAUCACGGCCAACAGAUCGGCCCAUCAGACUGUCCUCACACUCCGGCAGGAUCAGCUGAAGACGAGCUACGUGGUGGGUUACGACAGCUCUCUGUGGGUUUUAUAUACAAACGGACUGAGCGCUCAUUUCCAAACCGAGCCUCAUAUCCUGUGCGGUGCUUCGUCUCCUACGGUGGCUCGCAGGAACAUCACGCUCCCGGACGACACCGGACAAAACCUGGUUGAGUGGCGCUUCAGGAAAGAACAGACUCGCUCCAAAGUCACGGUGUUCGGGCGCAAACUACGAGUGAACGGGCGAAACAUCCUGUCUGUCGAUUACGACCGCACGCUAAGAACUGAGCGUAUUUAUGACGAUCAUCGCAAAUUCCUCCUGAAAAUCGGUUACGAUGCGAUGGGACAUCCUGCUGUGUGGAUGCCAAGCAGCAAGUUACUGCUGGUGAACGUGACCAGGAAGAGCAACGGGCAGCUGAGCGCCAUCCAGUGGGGGCCUGUAGUAGAGCAAAUAGAGCACGAUGAACAAGGGCGCAUUCGCACGAGAGUGUUUCCUGAUGGGAAAAUGUGGAGCUACACACACCUGGAGAAGUCUAUGGUGCUGAUCCUGGCCAGUCAGCGGCAGUUCACCUUCGAGUACAACUCUGAUGGAGACCUUUGUGCUGUUGUCAUGCCCAGUGUCGCUCGUUACACCAUGGAAACCAUCCGCUCUUUCACGUACUACCGGAAUCUGUAUCGUCUUCCGGAAAGCAAUGCAUCUGUAGCCGUGGACUACAGCGAAGACGGGCGACUUCUUCGACUGCUUCGGACGGGUACGGGACGUCGGGUAAUUUAUCGCUAUCGGUGGAACGACAAGCUAGCCGAAGUGGUGUACGACAGCACACGUGUCAGUUUCACAUACGAUGAAACCCUUAGCGUUUUAAAGACAGUGAAUCUGCAAAGUGAAAGCUUCAUCUGCACCAUCAGAUACCGACAGCUAGGUCCCCUUGUGGACAGACAGAUCUAUCGCUUCAGUGAAGAUGGGAUGGUGAGCGCAAGGUUUGAUUACGCGUACGAUGGGAAUCUCCGUGUAAGCAGCAUUCAGGGUGUGAUCAACGAGACCCCGCUGCCCAUCGACCUCUACCAGUACGAUGACAUUUCUGGAAAAGUGGAGCAGUUCGGAAAAUUUGGUGUGCUUUACUAUGACAUCAAUCAGAUCAUCUCCACCUCCGUUAUGACUUACACUAAACAUUUCGACGGCCAUGGACGAAUUCGGGAGAUCCAGUAUGAGCUGUUCCGGACACUGCUGUUCUGGAUCGCAGUUCAGUACGACGAAGUGGGUCGAGUCACUUCAAGAGAGAUGAAAAUCGGACCUUUCGCUAAUGCUACAAAAUACAGCUACGAGUAUGAUGUGGACGGCCAGCUGCAGACCGUCUACCUGAACAAAAAACCAACAUGGCGCUAUAGCUAUGAUUUAAAUGGAAACAUCCACCUGCUUAGCCCAGCGAUCGGCACACGGAUCCUUCCGUUACGCUACGACCUUCGAGAUCGCAUCACUAGACACGGAGACCUUCAGUACGAGCAGGACGAGGACGGAUUUCUACACCAGAAAGGAGCUGAAGUCUACUGUUACAACUCCAACGGACACCUGGAGCGUGUUUAUAGCAAAUCCGCUGGCUGGAGCGUCCAACAUCGCUAUGAUGGGUUAGGACGCAGAGUUUCAACUAAAUCCAGUUUGGGGCAGCAUUUGCAGUUUUUCUAUGCAGACUUGAGCCACCCGAGCCGCAUUACGCAUGUCUACAACCACUCCAGUGCAGAUAUCACCUCUUUGUACUACGACCUUCAGGGGCAUGUGUUCGCCAUGGAGAUCAGCAGUGGAAAAGAGUUUUAUGUGGCUUGUGACAACACCGGAACGCCGCUAGCAGUUUUUGGGAGCGACGGAGUGCUUUUAAAGCAAAUUUACUACACAGCGUAUGGAGAAGUUUAUUCUGACUCGAACCCAGAGCUCCAGCUCGUCCUCGGGUUCCACGGUGGGCUCUAUGAACCGCUGACUAAGCUGAUUUAUUUCGGGGAGCGGGAUUACGACAUCAUCUCGGGCCGCUGGACCUCUCCAGAUAUCACACUGUGGAAAACAAUCGGGAAAAACCCAGCACCCUUUAACCUCUAUGCCUUCCGUAACAACAAUCCCAUCAGCAAAAUCCAGGAUGUGACAGAGUUCCUGACAGAUGUGAACACCUGGCUGGUUGUAUUCGGGUUCCAUCUCCACAACAGCAUUCCCGGAUUUCCACGUCCCAAGUCUGAAAUGACUCGAGUGUCCUAUGAGCUGGCUAAGAGUGAAAUUUGGGACAAUCUUCCGGCGAUCGGAGUUCAGCAGCAGGUCCUGCGUCAGGCGAAAGCCUUCCUGGCUCUUGAGCGAAUGCCUCAGGUUCAAAAAGUGUCCAGACCGUGGCUGUGGUUCGCUCCAGGCGAGUCUCUGAUUGGCCGUGGUGUGAUGGUGGCGCUGUACAGAGGCUCGGUGAUCACACGCGCACUCAGCAUCGCUAACGAAGACUGCAUCAAAGUCGCUAACAUCCUCAGCGGAGCUCUGUACCUCAAAGAUCUGCACUUCACUUUAGAUGGACGUGACACACAUUACUUUGUAAAAGUGGGAGCUCCAGAAGCAGACCUGGCCGCACUUCGGUUGGUGACGGGACGUAAGCAGCUGGAAAACGGUGUUAACGUGAGCGUGUCUCAGUCCACGGCUGCGAUGGGCGGACGCACUCGCCGUUUCGCGGACGUGGAGCUGCAGAGCGGUGCACUAACCCUUCACGUGCGCUACGGAGCCUCUCUGGAUGAGGAGCGGGCACGAGUGCUGGAGUUAGCGCGACAGAGGGCACUGACGAGCGCGUGGGCGCGGGAGGCACAGUGCAUACGGGACGGAGAGGCGGGAACUCGGCUGUGGACUGAGGCGGAGAAGAGACAGUUACUCAACGGCGGACGAGUGCAAGGAUACGACGGAUAUUACAUUCUCUCAGUGGAACAGUAUCCGGAAUUAUCCGAUAGCAUGAACAAUAUACAGUUCCUCAGACAGAACGAGAUCGGAAAAAGGUAGCAGAGAACUCUCUUUAAUAUUCAUGAGGAAUUAUUUAUAUGCACCUAUACGGUCAGGUUCUAACUUCUGAGUGCACCACUACACACCAUACAUCUCACUAUGCACUGUAACACUGCAGCUACUGAACUCUAACGCUAACGCUAGUGUCCAUGGCUGAUGGCUCCUCCCCUUACACUGUGUAAUGUAAGGCCUGGUAUCCUGUGUGUCUGUGUGUCUGUCUGGUGUCCCGUCUUACUGACUCCCUUACUGGACUCCUCCAUCUCACUGACUCGAUCUCAAGAGCUUCCUCUCGUCAGAUCUCAUCAAUAAUGAUGAUGUAGCUACAGAAAUCACAUGUUGUGACUUUUAAACAUGAGCUGAUCUCAUUCACAUUAGUCCUCUAUAGUAAUGUAGAGUAAAUUAAAUCAGAGCCGGAUUAGUGUGAGUCCAUUAGCUAGCGCAGCAGGUGGCUCGUAGCGCCGGUCUUCUAAUCCAGAAAUCACUGAAAAUGCUAAAGAACGUAGCUAAUAUACCGUAAUGACUAAUUAUCUGGUGACGUGUUAAAUUCAGAGAGCUCUAGUGUUUAUCUUCUAAUGAACGCCUGCUGUAUCCUGGACAAAAAAAUGAGUUUUUAUUAACAGCUAAAUAUUUUUUAUUUCACUCUCUGUUUGUCUUCUUUCUCUUGAUGUGUAAAAGGAAGAUGUUUAUAGACGUGGAGUUUAAUAAGACAGUUUUUCCCCUUAAUCAUCUGCGUGUUCCUGAUUCUGAAACAUUCGUCUGUCUUCAUUUCACACAUUAUAACACCCAGAAUAAAACUGUUGUGUGUCCGCCGUCUUGUCUCGGCUGUGUGUGUAGUGCAGCAGGUGGAUUCUUCAUGACAUUUGUUGAGAUGAUGAGAUGCAUCAGGAAGCAAACAGUAAAAUUUACACACAAACGUAACAGCACUAUUUAUGUUAGAUUUCUACAGUGAACAAUGAUGUGGUGAGACUUUAACUGUGUUUAUGUGCUUGUGACGUUGCCCAGGUGUUGGUCGUGCACUCAGACGUUCAGACCUGACAGUAUAAACUUAUAAAGUGUUAAAAUAACGCUGUGCGUUUACAACAUUAGCGUCUCACAAACUCAUCUAAAGCCUCAAGAAGGCCAGAAACUGUGGAGCAAAGUGAAGUGUUGUGACUUAAAGACAUGGAGGAAAAUAUUACAGGAACAUUUACUGUCCUUCUCACUCCACUUAUCUCACUAUGUAUUAAAUAUUCACUUCACCAAGUUCCCUUCAAUUAUAGCAGUUAAAAAUAAUGUUUACAUAUCCACAGGUCUGCACCAAUUAAACACACACACACACACACACACACACACACACACACACACACACACACACACACACACACACA